UUUAAUAAAAUUUAUAUUACCCCAUUUCUUGUUUUUGCUUCAAUUGUACACUCUCUCCAUGUUAAGAACUAAACUUCAAAAUCUUCACCACAAAAUCAACACAUUCUUCUCCAUUAAUGGCUUUUCUUCAAACCUCAAAUCCCUUCUUCAAUCUCACGCCUUCAUAAUCACAACUGGCCAUACCCAGAACGUGUACAUAGCAGCAAAGCUCAUCUCUCUUUAUGCUUCGAACAAUGACCUCAUUUCUUCAAGGAAAGUGUUUGAUUUCAUCAAUUUUAAAGACCCUUUUCUUUGGAAUUCGAUUAUCAAAGCUUAUUUUUCUAACGGGAAAUACACAGAAUCGCUUGAGUUUUACUCCGGUAUGCGGUGUUUUAAUGCUCUGCCUAAUCAGUUUACGAUACCAAUGGUUGUUUCUGCUUGUGCGGAACUUGGGUUGGUUGAAAUUGGGAUGGGGGUUCAUGGGUUGGUGUUAAAAUUGAAUCUUUUUGAUGGUAAUAGUGCUGUUGGAGCUUCGUUGGUAUAUAUGUACUCGAAAUGUGGGGUUAUGGGGUAUGCGUGUGAUGUGUUUGAUGAAAUGCCUGUGAGAGAUGUUGUCUCUUGGACUGCGAUUAUAAAAGGGUGUGUAGAGAAUGGAGAGAGUGGUAAAGGGUUGGAGUAUUUUUGUUUGAUGUGUAAGAAUGGAGAAGGUGAGGUGAGGCCGAAUUUUCGCACUUUGGAAGGUGGAUUUCAAGCUUGUGGGAAUUUAGGUGCAUUGGUAGAAGGUAAGUGUUUUCAUGGGUUGGGUAUGAAAACUGGUUUUGGUUAUCAUCAAGUUGUUCAGUCUUCUGUUUUGUUAAUGUACUCGAAAUGUGGUUCGGUUGAAGAAACAUAUCGUUCGUUUUGUGAGGUCGAUGAGAAGGAUUUGUUUUCCUGGACGGUAGUAAUUGGCGUUUAUGCAAAAUAUGAGUGUAUAGGUGAAUGUGUUGAUAUGUUCUUGAGAAUGCUGGCUAGUGGGAUUACCCCGGAUGGGAUGGUAAUUAGUUGUGUGCUUUCUGGUUUAGGUAAUGUCGCGAUGAUUUUGGAAGCUAAGACUUUCCAUGGAUUCAUCUUGAGAAGAAACUACGAUGAGGAUCACAUGGUUGGUAACGCAUUACUGGCCAUGUAUUGCAAGCUUAGACUCUUGAAUUUGGCAGAAAAGAUAUUUAAUGGAGGGAAUGAACAAAACACAGAGGCUUGGAACGUGAUGACGAUUGGCUAUUGGAAGGCCGGAUUAGAAGCCAACUGCAUUGAUUUAUUCAGAGAUAUGCAAUACUUGGGAAUGGAAUCUGAUGUCAACAGCCUGAUAUCUGUGAUUUCUUCUUGCUCUCGGUUGGAAAAAUUCCGUUUAGGUGAAUCUCUGCAUUGUCAUAUUAUAAAAAACCUGAUGCUUGGAAAUGUUUCUGUUGCCAAUUCUCUAAUAGAUAUGUAUGGAAGAAGAAAGAAUCUUACUUUAUCAUGGAGAGUCUUUUGUAUGAUGACCGAUAAGGAUGUUGUUACGUGGAACACAAUGAUGACUUCCUAUAUUAGUUGUGGAAACAUUGCGGAGGCUUUUGGUCUUUUUGAUGAGAUGAGAGCAGAAAGUUACAAGCCUAAUAUUGCAACGCUGGUGAUUUUGCUCUCCGCUUCUUCUCAAGUGUCUUCCCUGGAGAAAGGAGAGAAAGUUCAUCAAUACAUCAAGGAAGUUGGGUUCGGAAAUAAUACUUUGCUUGAUACUGCAUUGACUGAUAUGUACGCAAAAUGUGGACAGCUAACAAAGUCCAGAGAAAUAUUUGAUUCAAUGGAAAAGAAAGACAUCGUUUCUUGGAACGUACUGAUAUCAGGCUAUGCUAUGUAUGGAGAAGCAAAUGAUGCUAUAGAAAUGUUCAAAAACAUGGAACAGACGGAAAUUAAGCCGAAUGAACUUACUUUUCUUGCUGUGCUCUCAGCGUGUGCUCAUGCAGGGCUGGUUGAAGAAGGAAAGUCCAUAUUUAGUCGAAUGAAAGAUUAUUCGUUGAUGCCCACACUGAAGCACUAUUCUUGUAUGGUUGAUCUUCUUGGUCGUUCUGGUAAUCUGGAUGACGCUGAAACUUUGGUUUUGUCCAUGCCAAUAGCUCGAGAUGCAGCUAUCUGGGGUUCUUUACUAAGUUCUUGUAAACUUCACAGUCAGGUUGAGAAGGGUAUAAGAAUCGCAAAACAUGCUAUUGAGUCUGAUCCGGAAAAUGAUGGGUACUACAUCUCAAUCUCAGACCUAUAUAGUUGUGUAGGAAUGUGGGAAGAGGUAGAAAUGGUGAGGAAAAUAAUGAAAGACAGGAAAGUGAGGAAAGAAGUUGGCUGGAGUACUGUAUAGUUUACGCAGCGACUUGUUGGGAGUCUAUUAGCAACUCAAGUUAUGGUAGUUCUAAUGUGAUGAAGAUUUGGCGCGAUUAAAGGUUUUACACUUGCAAGAGUCGUUCAAUUAGAGCUCCCUAAUUUGCUUCACCAGAAGAAUGAAUGAUCCUAUGGUUACAUUGAGAUGGUUUUCAGGUUAUGAAGCCCUAUCGUUUUUCUGGUCAAUGAUAGUAUUCUGGUUUUGGCCUUGCAUGAUGAACAAAAUGUAGUUUUAUUAUUCUUUGUUGAAGUUCAACCCUUUAACAAUGUAACUUACGACAACAGAAACAACAUAGUCAGCGUAAUCCCACAAGUGGGAUCUGAGGAGGACAAUGUAUGAUAUGCAUGUAGACCAAACCUUGAAAAGUGUUGAUAUAAGCAAAGGAAUUAUAUUCUCUAUUCAACAAAAGCCAUUGAUAUUCCUUAGAGAUCGUUUGAUAGCUGAUAAAGAAACAAUGUAUUAUUGAAAACCCAUUAUUACUAGUACAUUUACGAGUUGUUCGGUGUGAAGUAUAACGUGUAAUGAUUCCAUUACAAAAUCAAGAUAUUAUUAUUUAUCCCAAGAAGUUACUUUAUCAAGAUUUGAACUUUACGAGCCCUUUCCAUUGCAUCUCUCAUGGAGAAACAUCUCAUCGACGAUUCGAUUUAAAAUAUCAUACAUUAAAAUUACAAUUCUAUGCAACAAAAACCUUCCUUUCAUUAGAGAAAACCACAAAACAACAUAUUAAAUAAAUUUUAAAAAGAACUACAUUUGCCUAUUAGCAGCUUCAGUAACAAAAGGCAAAUAAGGAGUUUUUCCAAGUAUAGAAGAAACAAGCCCAUAAAUAAAACAGCCCACAACAAACACAAAAAG
Solanum lycopersicum (tomato) is the source of this 3217-nucleotide messenger RNA. RefSeq names its product pentatricopeptide repeat-containing protein At4g39952, mitochondrial. Gene Ontology annotation, cellular component: intracellular membrane-bounded organelle. Gene Ontology annotation, biological process: RNA modification. Gene Ontology annotation, molecular function: RNA binding; protein binding. NCBI's taxonomy places the organism in Eukaryota, Viridiplantae, Streptophyta, Magnoliopsida, Solanales, Solanaceae. The record is from RefSeq and is a predicted model, not a curated record.